Molecule: messenger RNA, 675 nt
Organism: Didymella exigua CBS 183.55
Lineage: Eukaryota; Fungi; Ascomycota; Dothideomycetes; Pleosporales; Didymellaceae
Exons: 2
Coding region: 1-675 (224 amino acids)
Source: RefSeq, a predicted model, not a curated record
AUGACUGCCUCAGACGACGAAGAGAACGACAUCUUCGGUGCUCAUCAGCUCGACUUCGUGCCGCCAGCGCCUCUCAAAACUGCUGGUCUAGCGGAAGUAGACUUCGACAGCGUGCUUUCGCCCCCACUAAAGGUCCAUGAAGAUCUCACGAAUGGUUGUGGAGGACAGCUGUGGCCAGCGGGAAUGGUCCUCGGAAAGUAUAUGCUAAGGAAGCACAAGGAUGAUCUUGCGGGAAAGACAAUUGUUGAAUUGGGCGCCGGAGGCGGCCUUGUCGGUCUUGCAGUAGCUGUCGGCUGCAACGUCACCGAGACACUCCACAUCACUGAUCAAGACGAGAUGUUCGAGCUCAUGAAGAAGAACAUUGGUCUCAACGAUCUCGAAGGUCGUGUCUCUGCAUCGAUAUACGACUGGGGCCAGCCUACACCAGCGAACCUACCCCAACACCCUGAUGUUAUCCUCGCGGCUGAUUGCGUAUACUUCGAACCUGCAUUCCCUUUGUUACAGCAGACGCUCAAAGACAUUAUCGGUCCUAACACAGUGUGUUACUUCUGCUUCAAGAGGAGAAGAAGAGCAGACUUAACUUUCAUGAAGACUGCGGGGAAGAUGUUCGACGUGCAAGAGGUGGAUGAUGAUCCGGACAAGCCAAUUUGGUCGAAAGAAAGGUUGUUCCUGUGA